CUUCCUGGCUUGCUGCAGCAGACCGAGAACUUGCAGGAAAAAGGGCGGCUGGAAGACGCAUUGGAAAUCGCACGAUGCAACACUUGCGCAUACACCCUGCUUCAAGGCAGUGGUUAUAUUGAAACAUAUCAUUUACUGAACAUGCAGUAAAUGCAGAUUUUUUUAUUUUGUAUUUUUACAGACAUUCUAAAAUGUUAUGUUGACGAGAGGGGAGUUAUCCUUAUUUGUUUUGCAGUUCAAAAUCGCAUUGAUCGCCUUGCAACCUCAAGUGCAAUUUGGGACACUGAAGUUCUCUGAAACGCAUGAAGCCCACCCUGCUUUACGCAUCUGCCGAAGAGAUUUGUAGGGUACGUUGUGGUGUCUUAAGGCGAAGUCUACAGGCUUCCAUAAUUAAUACCUAAAGAAUCAUGUCAUCUCAUACGAGAGUCAAGAAGGACAAGGAGAUUGUUGGGGAUUACGAGACUCAAGUGAAAGAGAUCCGUAACCAAUUGGUGGAGCAGUUCCGUUGUCUUGAACAGCAGUCGGAAUCCCGGCUACAGCUGCUGCAGGACCUGCAGGACUUCUUCCGCCGCAAGGCCGAGCUGCAGCUGGAGUACUCUAGAGGCCUGGACAAACUGGCUGAGCGCUUCUCCGCCAAGAUACGCUCCUCCAGGGAACACCAGCACUUUAAGAAGGACCAGAACCUGCUGUCGACAGUGAACUGCUGGUACCUCGUUCUGAACCAGACGAGGAGAGAGAGCAGAGACCAUGCUACCCUCAGCGACCUCUACAACAAUAACGUCAUUGUCCGCCUGGCACACGUCGGAGAGGAUGUCAUCAGACUCUUCAAGAAGAGCAAAGAAAUCGGGGUGCAGAUGCACGAGGAGUUAGUGAAAGUCACGAACGAGCUCUACACUGUGAUGAAGACCUACCACAUGUACCACACAGAGAGCAUCAGCGCAGAGAGCAAGUUGAAGGAGGCGGAGAAACAGGGAGAAAAGCAGAUUGGCAAGGCCAAUGAUGUCAGCACCAGCCUCCUGCGCCAUGACGACCGCCAACAGCGACGCAGCGCUGUCAAGAAGAUGGAGAAGAUGAAAGAGAAGAGACAAGCCAAGUACUCAGAAAACAAGCUGAAGUGCACUAAAGCACGGAACGACUAUUUGUUGAACCUGGUGGCAACCAAUGCUCUGGUGGCCAAAUAUUACAUCUACGAUGUCUCUGACAUGAUAGACAGCUGUGACAUGGGCUACCAUGCCAGCCUGGCGCGGACCCUGAGGACCUACCUGUCUGCAGAGUACAGCCUGGAGACGUCCCGGCACGAGGGGCUGGACCAGCUGGAGGGUGCCGUGGAUGCCAUGGAUGUCAGGGGGGACAAACACAGGGUCAUGGACAUGCACAGCCAGAUCUUCUGCCCGCCCGCCCACUUCGACUACCAGCCACACAUGGGCGACGAGGUGUGUCAGGUGAGUGCCCAGCAGCCGGUGCAGACAGAGCUCCUGAUGCGUCACCACCAGCUCCAGUCCCGCCUGGCCACACUCAAGAUCGAGAACGAGGAGGUGAGGAAGACCCUGGAUGCCACCAUGCAGACACUGCAGGACAUGCUGACGGUGGAGGACUUUGAUGUGUCUGAGGCUUUCCUACACAGCCAGUCCACUGAGUCGGUCAAGUCUGCCUCGUCCGACUCCUACAUGAGCAAAGUCAACGUUGCUAGGAGACGAGCCAAUCAGCAGGAGACCGAGGGCUUCUACUUCACUAAAUUCAAAGAGUACCUGAAUGGCAGCAACCUUAUAGUGAAACUACAGGCCAAGCAUGAUCUACUGAAGCAGACUCUGGGAGAAGGGGAAAGGGCUGAAUAUGGAACAACACGCUCAUGUGUAUCUGCACACCCUUCACCAACCUCCUCCUCCACCAUCAGCCCCCCCACUCUUCCCGCUAAACCCAGGAGAAUGCAGAAGCCUAGACCUUGCUCCGUUUUUAAUCAUAAACUCUUUAACGGCAAUUUGGAGGCCUUCAUCAAGGACUCAGGGCAGGCUAUACCAGUGGUGGUUGAGAGCUGUGUCCGCUAUAUCAAUCUAUACGGCCUUCAGCAGCAAGGCAUAUUCAGGAUUCCCGGCUCCCAGGUCGAAGUCAACGAUAUAAAAAAUUCAUUUGAGAGAGGUGAGGACCCAUUGGUCGACGACCAGAGUGACCAUGACAUCAUGGCGGUGGCGGGAGUUCUGAAGCUGUACUUCAGGGGGCUGGAGAACACACUGUUCCCCAAGGAACACUUCCUCGACCUCAUGUCUACCAUCAAACUAGACUCUGGUGCAGAGAGAGCUCAUCACCUUCAGCAGAUUGUUGUAACUCUUUCUCACCCCGUCAUCAUCGUCAUGAGAUAUCUGUUUGCAUUCCUCAACCAUCUAUCCCAGUACAGUGAUGAGAACAUGAUGGAUCCUUAUAAUCUGGCUACCUGCUUCGGCCCGACUCUGAUGCCGAUACCUGAUGGUCACGAUCCUGUGGCCUGUCAGACACACGUUAAUGAGGUCAUCAAGACCAUCAUCAUCCACAACGAGGUCAUCUUCCCGAGCCACCGUGAGCUGGACGGACCAGUCUAUGAAAAGUGCAUGGCUGGAGGAGAGGAGUACUGUGACAGUCCACAGAGUGGGCCAGGUGCCAUUGAUGAAGUGGACUAUGGUACAGGACCUCACACCAGUGAUGAUGAACUGGAGCAGAUCGAGGCCAUCGCUAAAUUUGACUAUGUGGGGCGUACUCCCAGAGAGCUGUCCUUUAAGAAGGGGGCAUCACUGCUGCUGUACCUGAGAGCCUCUGAUGACUGGUGGGAGGGACGACACAACGGAGUGGACGGACUCAUCCCACAUCAGUACAUUGUGGUGCAGGACAUGGACGAUGCGUUCUCAGACAGUCGGAGUUGGAAGGCUGAGAGUGAGGCCAGUAGUGGACCCCACCAGGAGGACAGAGACCGAACCUCAUCCAGGAACCGUGACCGCAGCUCCCCCUGUGAACACAGACAACAUACCCCUGAACAUCACUAUGGAGAUGCUCUUGGAAGGGUGAGGGUUCGUUCAGAUGGUGCUGUUAUCCCUCACCACAGGAGCACUGCCGACACCCACAGCCCCACCCGAGGUAUGGACACGCCCCCUAGGGUCAUGCCCCGCCCCUGCAGUCCUCACAAGAUUGCUGUCAACAGGGGCCGCAUGGACAGUCCAGAGAAACGCCAUCUCAGCACGUUCAGCAGCACAGGAAGUAUCAACCAUCCAGAUAGAAAGUGCUUCCGUGAUGGCCCCGCCCUCAGACCCUCCCCGGCUCCACCCGCCACGGUAGCCUUGGCGACCAGAAAUCACUGGCAGAGGACAUAGAGAAGACCAUGAACACUGCCCUGCAUGAGCUGUCUGAGCUGGAGCGGCAGAACGUGGCCAAGCAUGCCCCCGACGUGGUCCUGGACACCUUGGAGCCCCUGAAGCAGCAGCACCUCUCCUCCUGUGGGUCCAAACCCCCCUCUGAGCCCCCUGGCAGCCCCCUCCACACCAACACCAUGGCCAUCCGGGACCCUGACGCCGCCCUGCGCCGUAGCAGCAGUUCCUCGUCCUCCGAGACCAUGAGCACCUUCAAACCGGCCCUGACUACACGGAGGCCCAG
Molecule: messenger RNA, 3615 nt
Organism: Salmo salar (Atlantic salmon)
Lineage: Eukaryota; Metazoa; Chordata; Actinopteri; Salmoniformes; Salmonidae
Source: RefSeq, a predicted model, not a curated record